Messenger RNA from Asparagus officinalis (garden asparagus), 1696 nucleotides. RefSeq names its product obg-like ATPase 1. The transcript has 12 exons. Lineage: Eukaryota; Viridiplantae; Streptophyta; Magnoliopsida; Asparagales; Asparagaceae. Gene Ontology annotation, cellular component: cytoplasm. Gene Ontology annotation, molecular function: GTP binding; ATP binding; ATP hydrolysis activity. Bases 130 to 1314 code for a protein of 394 amino acids. The record is from RefSeq and is a predicted model, not a curated record.
ACCAGCGGCCGCAAGAUACUAGCAGAGUGAGAAUCCGAGCGAGAUAUAAGCUUCUGCUAUCCAUUCGAAAACCCUAGAAAUAUUAAAUCGCUGCCUAGGGUUUUCCCUCUCAAACCCUAGAUCUUCUCGAUGCCUCCCAAGGCCGCUAAAUCGAAGGAAGCCGCACCCGAGAGGCCAAUCCUCGGACGUUUCUCCUCUCACCUCAAGAUCGGAAUCGUUGGAUUACCAAAUGUUGGCAAGUCCACACUCUUCAAUACACUGACGAAGCUAUCGAUCCCUGCGGAGAACUUCCCGUUCUGUACCAUCGAGCCUAACGAGGCCCGAAUUAAUGUCCCCGACGAGAGAUUUGAUUGGCUUUGUCAGCUCUACAAGCCUAAGAGCGAGGUGUCAGCUUUUCUGGAAAUACAUGACAUAGCUGGGCUUGUGAGAGGGGCUCAUCAAGGCCAGGGUUUGGGGAACAACUUUCUCUCUCACAUUCGUGCUGUUGAUGGCAUUUUUCAUGUAUUAAGAGCAUUUGAGGAUCCAGAUAUCAUUCACGUUGAUGAUGUUGUCGAUCCUGUUAGGGAUUUAGAGACGAUAACUGCGGAACUUCGGCUUAAGGAUGUGGAAUUUAUGGAAAGGAAGCUGGAAGAUCUUGAAAAAAGCAUGAAAAGAAGUAAUGACAAGCAACUUAAAGUAGAACAUGAAUGCUGUCAGAGGGUGAAAGCAUGGAUAGAGGGUGGGAAAGAUGUUCGUUUAGGAGAUUGGAAAGCUGCUGAUGUUGAGAUACUAAACACCUUUCAAUUGCUUACAGCCAAACCUGUUGUCUACUUGGUGAACAUGAAUGAGAGAGACUACCAGAGGAAGAAGAACAAGUUUCUUCCCAAGAUUCAUGCAUGGGUGCAGGAGCAUGGUGGUGAGCCUAUUAUACCUUUUAGCUGCGUCUUGGAAAAAACCCUUGUAGAUAUGCCAGAGGACGAGGCUGCUAAAUAUUGCAAGGAAAAAAAUCUACAGAGUGCCAUCCCAAAGAUCAUAAAGACUGGUUUUUCUGCAAUCAAUCUCAUAUACUUCUUCACUGCUGGCCCAGAUGAGGUGAAAUGUUGGCAGAUCAGGAGGCACACAAAGGCUCCUCAAGCUGCAGGUGCCAUCCAUACUGAUUUUGAAAGAGGCUUUAUAUGUGCAGAGGUUAUGAAGUUUGAGGAUUUAAAAGAGCUGGGCAGUGAAUCAGCUGUUAAGGCUGCUGGAAAGUACAGGCAGGAGGGGAAAACUUACGUAGUUCAGGAUGCCGACAUUAUUUUCUUCAAAUUUAAUGUCUCCGGGGGUGGAAAAAAGUAAUUCCUGUCGCUGUCACAUUAAGAGUUGCUUUUUAAAAAAAAAUGGGGCGCAGCUGACGGGGCAAUAUUUUUAUUGCUAGUAGCAAAUUGUAAGCUUACAAGCUCUUUAUAAUGGCGAUAUGUACGACUCGGCAGAAUUUUUAUCUUUGCAUUUUGCUUUACGCUUGGAACUCCUUUUGUGGUUACUGGUAUGAAUUUCCAAUUUACUUAAUCAGGAUGAUGUGCAAUUACGCUGCCGUUUUGAGAAAACCGACCUCCAGCUUAAUUGUAACUGUAGUAGUUGGUCUUACCGCUUGAUACAUAAUAUUUGCGAGGUUGCAUAAAGCUCACUUGCUGCUUUAUUAAACCUCAUAACAGCAAUGGGAAGAGUCUUUUGAGGUUUA